Messenger RNA from Fragaria vesca subsp. vesca, 1277 nucleotides. Its product is annotated as DNA-damage-repair/toleration protein DRT102-like. Bases 25 to 954 code for a protein of 309 amino acids. Gene Ontology annotation, biological process: carbohydrate metabolic process. The record is from RefSeq and is a predicted model, not a curated record. NCBI's taxonomy places the organism in Eukaryota, Viridiplantae, Streptophyta, Magnoliopsida, Rosales, Rosaceae. Gene Ontology annotation, molecular function: isomerase activity. The transcript has a single exon.
AGCUUUUGGACUCACAACACAACAAUGGCGGAAACCACCACCGCCGCACGGCCGCCGCUCAAAAUCAUCGCCGGCGCCGACUCCUUCGGCUGCACACUCAAAGACGCCUUGGUCUCCCACCUCCGAUCCCUCAACAUCGACGUCGAGGACCUCGGAACCUCCGCCUACUACUCCAUCGCCGCCGAAGUCGGCCGCCGCGUCUCCUCCUCCUCCGCCGCCGCCGACACCGAAACCCGCGGACUCGUCGCCUGCGGCACCGGCGUCGGCGUCGCGAUGUUCGCCAACAAGUUCCCCGGAGUCUUCGCCGCCACGUGUCUCUCCCCCGCCGACGCCCUCAACGCCCGCUCCAUCAACAACUCCAACGUCCUCGCCGUCUCCGGCAUGUCGACCCCGCCGGAAUCCGCCGUCGAGAUCCUCGACACCUGGCUCAACACUCCCUUCAAAUCCCCAUGCCCGGCGUCGGAGUCAAAACCCUGGCCGGAAGAGGUUUCAUCGUUUCUCGACAAAUCUAUCAACGAAAUGCCGAAAAUCGGGGCGGAUUCUGCUCCGCAAGACGCGUCUUGCUCAAUCUGUUGUCUGCUGAAAAAUCGGGAUUUGAGAGAAAUUGAUAUCAUUCCGGGUGGGUCAAUGAAGAUAGUGAGGGAGAGUCCCACGUCGGCUGUAGUUAGGUUUAAGGCCGGGAGCGUGGAGCCGGCGCACCACCACACAUUCGGGCACGAUUUGGUGGUGAUGGAGGGGAAGAAGAGUGUGUGGAAUUUAACCAAGAGUGAGAGGUUUGAUCUGGCUGUUGGGGACUACUUGUUUACUCCAGCCGGGGAUGUGCAUAGAGUCAAGUACUAUGAAGAUACCGAGUUCUUUAUCAAGUGGGAUGGGAAAUGGGAUAUGUUUUUCGAUGAGGAUCUUGAGGCUGCGAAGAAGGCUAUUGAUCAGGAGUUGCAGAAUGGAGGUAAGUGAGUGAGAAUGGUGAUUAUGUGUGUGUGCAUUAUGUAUGUCAUUAAGUUUGUUUAGCUUAAUCUCGAUACUGGUUGUGCUUUGCUAAGAUUACAGCAACUUUGUAUAUGGUGAAUAAAGUUGUGUGUUAGAUGUGUACGAGUUGUGAUGGUUUUAUCUGAUCAUGAAACUGUGUAUGCUAUUGAGAAUAAGGAACAUCCUGAUUGCUCACACUGCAUCAGUUGCAGAUGUGCAGUUUUGGGUUAAAUGCUUCAUUCUGUUUCAAUUGUGGCCUGCAAUUUCAGUAGGUAAGUGGACAAGUACACAUGUAUGGAGAAGCAUUUUUG